This is a messenger RNA of Exophiala dermatitidis NIH/UT8656, 4236 nucleotides long. RefSeq lists its product as uncharacterized. Lineage: Eukaryota; Fungi; Ascomycota; Eurotiomycetes; Chaetothyriales; Herpotrichiellaceae. The transcript has 6 exons. Bases 1 to 4236 code for a protein of 1411 amino acids. The record is from RefSeq and is a predicted model, not a curated record. Gene Ontology annotation, molecular function: GTP binding.
AUGGCCUCAGAGGUUCCACCUUUACGCAUCCAGAAGGGCAGCAAUGGCGCCUCGCCGUCCAAGCUGCCCCGAGUAACGAAUCGCCCCUUGUCAGAGCUGAGUCCCAUGGCCAUUCGUCGAAACUCUCCGAGCUUUCCUCAAGUCAAGGCCAAGGUAUUCGGCAACGAGAAUUCGCCAGCAGGAUCGUCUCCGUUUUCGAACGCUUCACCCCGUCUGUUCUGGCAGGGACGAGAUCCCAACUCCCCUGCCAGAGAAAUCCGCGAUAGCCUAGAAGGCCUUCCUACCUCGACCUCGCCCAAGAAACGCUCGUCGAUUGAGAAUCUCAAAAAGGCCUCGCGGGUCAAGAACAGCAGUAUGUUCGCCAUCGAACAGAGCAACCGCUACGAUCCUUCUCGUCCGGCCAUUCUCGAUGGCCGUCCUCACAGCAUGCAAUUCUCCAGAACACAAUCGCCGUUUCGGGGUUCCGAUGUCAUUCGCAAAGAGAACGUCGUCCCAUCCGACCGAAACAGUUCCCCAAUGCAAGCACAUCAAAAGCCAGAGCCGAAGGAACCGUCCGCUAUGACAAAUACCGUGACUCCUCUUUCUCCGAGCAGGUUCAACACCUCGCCUGCCAAAUCAUCACUCUCGAAGAAGACCGGUGCAGCAUUCAGACGAAGUGGAUUCGAUCCCGAAACGGGCAUUUGGGAAGACGAAGAUGAUAUCCAAAACAGACAACUCCCCGAGGGUCGCGGGUUGCAUCGUCACCAGAAGAGUGUCACAUUUGACCAAGCUCCUCCGCAGGUCAACGAGUAUGAAGAGCCCACGCCGGCGCCAUCUUCCUGUGCUUCUGGCUCCCGAGAGGGCAGCUAUGAGUCGACUGAGGACGACGAUGAGGAUCAAGAGGCAGGCCUUGACCGAGGCUCCUCCAUUGACCAUGACGACAGCUUUGAUGCUUCUCUUGAAGAUGCAACCAAAACCCCUGUUGUGUUGCCUGAAGACUGGCGUUUCAUGAGCCCGGACAAUGCCAACACUGACUUGGCUCGAGGCGAGGAAGAUGUCUUUCAGGACGACUGUGGCAGCCCAGCCCCUACUGCUAUGCCCAGCGCAGGGGCCUAUCGACCUCAACAAUCUAGCACAGGUUCGGUUGACUCUGAAGGACGGUCUCGUCCUCUCCCACCACUUCCACCUUCGGGAACCCACCGUCAUUCGAGGACUGAGAGCUUAUCAGGCGCCUUCGAACGUAUGAGUGUCAAUCGUCGUUCUCUGCCCGCCCCACCGCCAAUGUCCCCAGGUACCUCUAAAGCUGAUAUCCUGAAAAUGGGGGCGUCGAGCUCGCUUUCAGCCGAGGACAGACUCCGAUUGAUGGCAAUUCAGGAACAGGAGCGGGAACGCCGUAUGAGAAGAAUGGACUCCAAAGAAACCAGCCCUGUCCGCGGUGGCAGUGCAGAGGACUCUUCAAUAGACCACGGCGAACCAGGUCCAGAGAUAUCUUCUGAUUCCAGAGAUUCGACACCACAGCUUUCCAGAGCAUCCAUUCUUUCAGGCCUGCGGGACCAAGAAAGUCGAGAAAGCAGCGAGGAGUUUGUUGAGGGCACGAACCACUCCAUGCCAUCGUCCUUUGACCCGGAUGUCCCAAUUCCAUCGCUGGAAGAUCCCACUCAGCCAGCAAUCAAGCAAGAAGAGGGUUUGGAAGAACCUGACCUCUAUUCUAUCCCGGACAUGUACAUUGGCCGGGAAGGGUCGGACUCAGAGACCAGUGCCAAUCAGGACGACGACCUCACGAGUCAAUACUCUCAAGCUUCUGUCGCGCCGUUGCCUCCGGCACCAUUGCAUCAAGGCCAAGAGACUCCAAGAGCCCAGACUCCUGUACAGGAGCAGAUUUUCAAACAGUCGGCUCCUGAACAUCGGGUAUCGCUGCCCGAGUUUCCUGACUUUGGAAAAGAGAGUAGCUUCGACAUGGGCUUUGGUCCGUAUCUGACAAAGAAAGAGGAAAAGGUUCAGCCUGUUGUUGCAACCACGCAUACAAUGGUGACGACGAGCGACCUUCCCGAUCUUGCAGCCUUGCGCCAGUCUAUUCAACGUUCUUACACCCCGGAUUUGCAUCCGAAGCGGUCUGAAAGCCCACUCAGAGUUGAGGUCGACAGAGCCACGGCGGGCACACCAGACUCCGUAGUUCGACAUACAAGUGUCUCUGGCUUUACCGACAACGUGGACACUAACAACCAUGACAAGGAAGCAGACUCGGAAAUUGAGAGUAGUGAGAGAUCAGUCUCUCCUUCUGACAGUGGUUCUGUGGUGGUGAAUGGACGUGAGAUUUCCCCAGUCUCCCCUAUCUCAGCCGAGUUCAACGAGAAACCGGAGGCCACCGAGGCUGGUUCUGCAGACGCCGCACCGGGUGACGAAAGCCAUGAUGCCCAGAACAAUGCUCUCCAGAUCGAACAGAAGCGAGUGAGCAGCUUGGUACAACUGGACAUCCCUCAUCAUGAACUGGAGGACAGUCUCGAAUUAGGCCUGGAAAAGGAGUUUGACCGCGUUGUGGAGGCCCAAAAGAGAGGUUACGUUAUGCGACAGAACACUAAGAUCGUCGUUGCAAGUGAACGUGUGCCCCAGGACGAAUGUGUAUCCCCCGCCCUGCCAAGCACCGAAGGCGAGGGAGUGUUAGCAGCCCCAACCCUGGAGGCAAACAAGGUUCAGCCAUCUCCUCGCAAGACAAGCCAACCCACCUGGAGUACUGAACCCUGGAAUGGUAAGGUCAGACGCAAGAGCAUUCGCGUGGGAGGCGAGAGGGCUCUUAGCAAGAGGAAACCCGUCGAAGGGCCUGUACCACCUCUCCCCGGACAAGCAAGCAAUGCUCAAGAGAGCCUGGAGUCAGUUGCGGAAGACGAGCUGGGAGAGGAGGAGGAUUGGGAGGACGGCAUGGAACGUGGUCGACUGUUCGUGAAAGUCGUCGGGGUCAAAGACUUGCAGAUGCCGUUUCCACAACAUGAACGUACCUACUUUGCUCUUACCCUCGACAACGGCCUGCACUGUGUAACUACUGCUUGGCUAGACCUCGCUCGAAGCGCACCUAUCGGACAAGAAUUUGAAUUGGUCGUCCUCAACGACUUGGAAUUCCAGCUCACGCUUCAGAUGAAAUUGGAGCCACCGAAAGUCGAACGACCUCAAUCUCCUUCGAAGCCGCCUCCCUCGCCCAAGAAGCAGGGAGCCUUUGGCAGACUGUUCGGAUCCCCCAAGAAGAAGAAGGAGUUGGAGAUGAGGGCCCAACAAGAAGCCCAAGCCGCCGUCAAAAGACCGGUGACGCCUCCGUCCGCAUAUGAACUGGUUCAAGGUCUGGUUGCCAAGGACGGCUCGUUUGCUCGAGCCUACGUUGCACUGAGCGAGCACGAGAAGCACGCGUACGGCAGACCAUACACGGUAGACAUUACCUGUUUCAAUGAAUGGGCUCUGGAAGAAGUGUAUGUGGGCAGUUCGAGAAGCAAGAAGGGGGUGACACAGCUGCGGCGACGUCCACCUUACGAGAUAGGCAAGCUUGAGCUGCAACUGCUGUAUGUGCCCAAGCCAAAAGGAGCCAAAGAUGAAGACAUGCCCAAGAGCAUGAAUGGUGCUAUUCGUGCACUUCGGGAAGCCGAGGAACGGAUGCAACAGCAAGCCAACAUCAAAAGCUUUGAAGGGUAUUUGAGCCAACAAGGAGGAGAUUGCCCAUACUGGCGACGACGAUUCUUCCGACUUGUCAGCACCAAACUGACCGCGUUCCAUGAAACAACCCUUCAACCACGGGCCACCAUUAACCUUGCCAAGGCCUCUCGUCUUAUUGACGACAAGUCCUCUCUCACGCAGAAAGAGACCUCCACCAAGGGCGGCGGUCGUCGAAAGAGUGGUUUUGCCGAGGAGGAAGAAGGCUACAUGUUUGUGGAGGAGGGAUUCCGAAUCCGCUUCGCCAAUGGGGAAGUUAUUGACUUCUACGCCGACUCGACGGCUGACAAAGAUGAGUGGAUGAAAGCACUCUCCCAGGUAGUCGGCAACAAUGUCCAAGGAAACUCCACUGCCGUCAAGGGAUGGGCCGAUAUGGUUCUCAAACGGGAGAAGAAAAUGAAAGCCGAAGCAUCCGGGGCACCAAAUCUACCACGGCCUGGGGUUGGACACAUGCGGACCGAGACGUACCAUGCCGGGACGGGCAGUGUUCAGACCAGCAGCCCGGUCAAGUCGAGAAGCGUGCAUGAGGCCUACCAUCGCAAGACGAGGAGUAUGCAUGCGUGA